Messenger RNA from Sarcophilus harrisii (Tasmanian devil), 4671 nucleotides. Its product is annotated as usherin-like. The transcript is spliced from 20 exons. Gene Ontology annotation, molecular function: protein binding. The coding region runs from base 1 to 4671 and encodes 1556 amino acids. The record is from RefSeq and is a predicted model, not a curated record. Lineage: Eukaryota; Metazoa; Chordata; Mammalia; Dasyuromorphia; Dasyuridae.
AUGAAUUACCUAACUCAUUCAUGGGACUGUGGGUUCUUCUUACAUGUCAUUGGGACAUUUAUCCUUGCUUACUUCACUUUCAUACCAUUAGCUAGUUCACAGGGGCUUUUCCCAAGGCUUCAAAAUAUUGGAGCUUUAAAGAAUGUUUCAAUUGUGCCAACCCAAGCAAUAUGUGGACUAGUAGGCCGGAACGCUUUCUGUCAGAGCUCCACAGCUGUUCAAAGUAUUCAAUACUGUACCCAGAGGUUUUGUGUUCAAGAAUGCCCAUAUAGAUCUUCCACUCCAUCCUACAUCCCCCUUUUCUCAACAGGCCUCAGGAGCUGUAUUACCAGAGACAAAAAUGAUUUGCAUCCUGGAUCCCCUACCAAUUCUACAAGUUUUAUUUUUGGUGAUCUCAAAGAUUGCUUUUUUUUGCGUCAUUCUCCAAAGCUGGCGGCAUCAUUUGCUUUAGCUGUGUGGCUGAAACCUGAGCAAGAAGGUGUAAUGUGUGUUAUCGAAAAGGCCGUGGAUGGGCAGACUGUGUUCAAACUUACAAUCUCUGAGAAAGAGACCAUGUUUUAUUAUCGCACAGUAAAUGGCUUGCAGCCUCCAAUAAAAGUAAUGACACUGGGGAGAAUUCUUGUGAAGAAAUGGAUCCAUCUUAGUGUGCAGAUACAUCAGAGAAAAAUCAGUUUCUUCAUCAAUGGUUUGGAAGAUGACCACACGGCUUUUGAUGUAAGAACUCUUAGUGGUCCCCUUUCAGAUCUUGCCUCUGGGGCUGUGAGAAUUGGACAAAGUUCAAAUGGUUCAGAGCAAUUUAUUGGAAGAAUGCAAGAUUUUCGAUUAUACCAAGUGGCUCUUCCAAACAGAGACAUUAUGGAAGUUUUCUCUGGAGAAUUACUCUAUUUGCACAUCCAGACAGAAUGCCGUUGCCCUGUCAGCCACCCGAGAGUCCAUCCUUUGGUGCAGCGGUACUGCCUCCCUAAUGAUGCAGAUGACACAACCAAUGAUAGAGUUUUGAGACUGAAUCCUGAAGCUCAUCCUCUCUCUUACAUCAAUGAUAAUGAUAUUGGGACUACGUGGAUUUCUCAUGUAUUUAGAAACAUGACUGAGCUUGAAAAUGGAGUGGCAAUUACAAUAGAUUUGGAAAAUGGACAGUACCAGGUUUUUUACAUUGUACUUCAGUUCUUUAGUCCACAACCAACAGGAAUCCGAAUUCAAAGGAAAAAGAUGGACCACUUAGACUGGGAAGAUUGGCAAUAUUUUGCUAAAAACUGCAGUGAUUUUGGAAUGAAAAACAAUGGUCAUUUGAAAGAUCCUGACUCUGUCAACUGCCUUCAGCUUCCUAGUUUCACUCCAUACUCUCGUGGUAACAUCACAUUCAGUAUCUUGACACCGGAACCAAAUCAUCGACCUGGAUAUAAUAAUUUCUACAAGAAUCCUUCUCUCCAAGAGUUUGUAAAAGCCACACAAAUAAGGAUUCAUCUGGUUGGUCAGUAUCAUACAACUGAGUCUUCUGUUAACUUCAGGCAUAGAUACUAUGGAGUGAAUGAAAUUACCAUCAGUGGCAGAUGUAAUUGCCAUGGUCAUGCCAAUGACUGUGACAUGGCUAGCAAACCUUAUCGCUGCCUUUGCUCUCAGGAUAGCUACACUGAAGGACGGAAUUGUGAUCGUUGUUUGCCCCUUUAUAAUGAUAAGCCCUUUCAUCAAGGUGACCAAAUUCAUGCUUUUAAUUGUAAACUUUGUCAAUGCAACAACCAUUCAAAAAGCUGCCAUUAUGAUGUGACAAUAGACCCUUUUCCUGAUGAAUACCAUCAAGGUGGGGGAGGAGUUUGUGAGAACUGUCAGCAUAAUACUACAGGAAGAAACUGUGAGAUGUGUAAGGAUUACCUUUUCCGACAAGUGGGUGCUGAUCCAUCAGCCAAAGAUAUUUGCAAACCUUGUGAUUGUUAUGAAGUUGGCACGAAAAAUGGCAGCCUCCUUUGUGAUCAGAUUGGAGGCCAGUGUAAUUGUAAGAGACAUGUGUCUGGCAGACAGUGUAAUCAGUGCCAGGAUGGAUUCUACAAUCUACAAGAGUUGGCUCCUGAUGGCUGCAGUCCCUGUAACUGCAAUACCUCUGGGACAGUGGAUGGAGAUAUUACCUGUCACCAAAAUUCAGGCCAGUGCAAAUGCAAAGGAAAUGUUAUUGGGCUUAGAUGUGAUCGCUGCAAUUUUGGGUUUAAAAGCCUCCGAAGUUUUAAUAAAGAUGGAUGUGAACCAUGUCAUUGUAACAUUAAUGGGUCAGUGAACAAGUUCUGCAACCCUCUUUCUGGACAGUGUAAAUGUAUAAAAGAAGCUCAAGGCCUCCAGUGUGAUGCUUGUGUGGAAAACUUUUAUGGAUUGGACAUUGGUGGCUGUAAAGCAUGUAACUGUGACGCAAUGGGGACACUCCCUGGUACUGUUUGCAGUGCCGAGACUGGACAAUGUGCUUGUAAAUCCAAUGUAGGUGGAAGACGUUGUGAUGAAUGUUUGGAUGGCUACUACCAACUGAAGCAAAAUAAUUCCUUCUACUGUCUACCAUGUAAUUGUGAUAAGGCGGGGACAAUAAAUGCUUCUCUGCUGUGUGACAAAUCAACAGGACAAUGUCCUUGCAAAACUGGUGUCAUUGGUCUCCACUGCAAUCACUGUGAACCUCACAGGUAUAAUCUUACUAUUAACAAUCUUCAAGGAUGCCAGACCUGUGAGUGCGACUCCUUGGGAACAUUAACUGGGGCCAUUUGUGACCAGAUUAGUGGCCAAUGUCCCUGUUUGCCUAAUCAUCAAGGAAGACAGUGCAAUCAAUGUAAACCAGGUUUUUAUGUUUCUCCAGGCAAUAAAACUGGCUGCCUGCCAUGCUCAUGCCAUACAGCUGGUGCAGUUCAUCAGGUCUGUAAUAACCUAACUGGUCAGUGCAUAUGCCAAGAUGCUUCUAUUAUUGGACAGAGGUGUGACCAUUGCAAGGACCAUUAUUUUGGGUUUGAUCCUCUGGCUGGGAGAUGCUACCCAUGCAACUGUUAUCUCUCGGGAGCCUUGAAUGGAAGUUGUCAUCUGGUCACUGGUCAAUGUUUCUGUAAACAGUUUGUAACUGGCUUAAAUUGUGAUGACUGUGUUCCUGACGCAAGUCAUUUGGAUAUUCACAACCUAUUUGGUUGCAGCAAAACUCCAUCCCAGCAACCUCCACCCAGAGGACAAGUUCAAAGUUCUUCUACUAUCAAUCUCUCCUGGCAUCCACCUGAUUCCCCAAAUGCCCACUGGCUUACUUACAGCUUAUUUAGAGAUGGUAUUGAAAUUUACAAAACUGAAGAUAAGUACCCAUACGGAGUUCAGAACUUCACUGAUACUACUCUGUUACCUUACACGUCUUAUUCCUAUCACAUCUUGACUACCAAUGUGCAUGGUUCAGCAAGGAGUGCAACUGUGACUUACAGAACAAAAUCUGGGAUCCCGGAAGGAAAUCUGAACCUCAAUCAUAUCAUUCCCAUUAGCCCAUAUUCUGCAACAUUGUACUGGACUGCUCCCUUAAAUGAUUCUGGCCCUAUAGAAAAAUACAUUUUAUCAUGCAUUCCUUUAGAUGGCUUUCAGUCUUGUGACUCAUAUGAAGGUCUUGACACUAUAGUCACCAUUUGGAAUUUAGUUCCAUUCACAAAGUACCGUUUCUCUGUUCAGGCCUGUACAAGUGGUGGAUGUUUACAUAGCUUACCUCUGAUCAUAACUACUGCUCAGGCACCGCCCCAAAGAAUGGACCCUCCUACAGUACAGACAAUCAGCUCCACAGAACUCUUUGUAGAAUGGCAUCCACCAGAAGAGCCAAAUGGAAUAAUUAUCAGAUAUGAACUUUACAUGCGAAGAUUACAAUUUAAUGAUGAACCAAGUAUGACAGAAACUAGGGUUUUUCAGAAUAGUGGAUGGUUAAAUCCUCAACCAGUUACAGCAUCAGCCAAUGAAAAUGCCUUAACACCUCCCCAAACAACUACAAUUAUUACUGAUUUGGAGCCAUUCACUAAGUAUGAAUUUAAUAUUGUAGCUGUGAAUAUGGCUGGUAGUGUGUCUUCAGACUGGAUAAUUGGAACAACUGCAGAGUCAGCUCCUGUUUUCAUGCCACCACCUUCAGUAUUCCCUCUAUCUCCAUAUUCAGUAAAUGUGUCUUGGGUGAAACCAGAAAAUAAUGCAACAAGGGGAGAAGUAACAGUAUAUAAAGUCCACUUGAUUUCAGAGCAAAUACCUUAUCAGCUAGCCUUCCUUGAUGUUUCACAGGUUUUAUACUCUGCUGAAGCACAAGAACAUUUCUAUGUUGUAAAGGGACUAAAACCUUAUAGGAUAUACAAUUUCACCAUUUCUCUCUGCAAUCUGAUAGGGUGUGUUACCAGUGAGCCAGGAAUGGGUCAGACUUUAGCAACAGCCCCUGCCCAUGUGAGAGCUCCACAUGUUGAAGGAAUAAACCAUACGACUAUGAAGAUUAGCUGGCCUCCACCUGGGGAACUGAAUGGACCACCUCCCAUCUACCAGCUAGAAAGAAAGGAGAUAUCUUUGUCAGCACUGGAAACUGAGAUGAUAAAAGGUGUCCGUUUUAUUGGAAAUGGAUAUUAUAAAUUCCCCAGCUCAACUCUGCCUGUCAAUACAGACUUUACAGGUAACUACAUUGAUUAUUUUUUUUAUCUAGAAGGAACUGAAUAG